This is a messenger RNA of Hippocampus comes (tiger tail seahorse), 1212 nucleotides long. It is a transcript of the gene dusp22a, whose product is annotated as dual specificity phosphatase 22a. The record is from RefSeq and is a predicted model, not a curated record. NCBI's taxonomy places the organism in Eukaryota, Metazoa, Chordata, Actinopteri, Syngnathiformes, Syngnathidae. The coding region runs from base 255 to 881 and encodes 208 amino acids. Gene Ontology annotation, molecular function: protein tyrosine phosphatase activity. Gene Ontology annotation, cellular component: cytosol. The transcript is spliced from 7 exons. Gene Ontology annotation, biological process: signal transduction; protein dephosphorylation.
GACAAGUUGCUUCAGUCAAAACAAUCAGGAAGACGAAAAUUGUUGGAACUGUAAGACAGGACUGCAAGCCAGGGAUACAUACAUUUCUAUCUCAGCUUCUUUUAAUUCCGUCGUUUACCCCAGAAGUCUAAAUUAAUGUAAUUUAACCUUCAUACGGUCAUAAUUCGAAGUUCCGCCCAGGCUUGUGUUUUGAAGCCACAGUUGUGUUAAGAAACGCGCGACUUUCAGAGAGUAAACAGAACGACUAACCCAACAUGGGCAAUGGAAUGAAUAAGGUUGUUGAUGGCCUUUACCUUGGGAAUAUAAGAGAUGCAGAAAAUCGACAAAGCCUGUCACAGAAUGGCAUCACCCACAUCCUCUCUGUGUACAACAAUGCCCAUCCCGUAUUUCAGGACAAGACCUAUCUUUGUAUUCACGCAGCAGAUGCUUCCAGCGAGAAUCUGUUGCAACAUUUUAAAGAAUGCAUCCGCUUCAUCCAUGAAUGUCGCCUGAAUGGCGGAGCGUGUCUGGUUCACUGCCUUGCAGGUGUGUCACGUAGCACUACCAUGGUGGUGGCCUACCUGAUGACUGUCACCCAGUACAGCUGGGAGGAGUGUCUCACCGCAGUCAAGGCCGUUCGUUCUGUUGUCGGCCCGAACUGCGGCUUCCAGGAGCAGCUGCAGGAGUACCAGACAACACAAGUCUCGGAGUACCGAGCGUGGUUGGAGUCCAGUUUCCAAGCCAGUCCGUUUAAGGACCAGGAGCAGGUGGCCGCCUUGUUGGUCCAAUACACGGAGCAACAGGAGAACCAGAGACAAGCUGGUGACCAGCGCUGGAUAAAACGGGACGUGGACAUAUGCUCCCUUCCGCCCACCCCGGCUCAUCCUGAAGGCAGCAGCUGAAAACACGAAGCCCGGCACCGACUCACCUGACAAAAUACUUAAUUUAUUCUCCACGCUAACCUCCUUGAUUUCGGUUUGAUUUCGAUGCAGGCUGUGCGCACCUCACUCCUAGUACCUCCUUGUUUCCUUCACCGAGCCCAUCAGUGCUCAGACGCCUUACUCGAAAAGCCUCAGCACCUUAGCCAUGAUGACAUCACCUGUGCUUCCAUGUGAUCCUCUCGACGUGUUGCAAUAUGCUCAGCAGCCUUAAAGAUUUGUGAUUUGCCUCCGAUUACAAAGGUAGUCUACCUGUUUUGGUAGUGUACUGCUUUACUGAUUUUGUCUAAAUGGG